Molecule: messenger RNA, 941 nt
Organism: Oldenlandia corymbosa var. corymbosa
Lineage: Eukaryota; Viridiplantae; Streptophyta; Magnoliopsida; Gentianales; Rubiaceae
Source: the annotation of a GenBank genome assembly
AUAAGUCUCAAUAAAGCUGUACGUUUAGGACCAUCAAAUUUAAUGGUCAAACCUUCUGCUUCAUCCCCUGCUGGAUAAAAUACUCACAAAACCAGAACCCCGCACACACACACACACACAAAGGUGAGAUUUUCUCAAUUCCUCAGAAAGAGUUUGCGAAAAUGCUGUCUUGCUCAACUUUGCCAGUAAUGAAUAAGGAGGCCCUCUUUCUUCCUUCAAAACGAGCACUAUUUCUUACUGAUCCUCAUUCUUCCUCUGUUUUGAGAUCGGGAUUGAGAAGAAGAGAUGCUGCAAUGCUGAGUCCUAAAAGUACAAAAAAUCAAGCAGUUCUUGUUCUUGCAAAUUCAAAUGGGUCUCCAAGAAAAGGAAGUUCAGGCAAAGAGAUUAUCAUGGUUGAUCCUUUGGAAGCCAAGCGAUUAGCAGCGAAACAAAUGGAACGAAUUAAAGCAAAGGAGCGGUUCAAGAGACAACGUCAAAUUGAAGCCAUCAAUGGUGCAUGGGCCAUGAUUGGUCUGACCGCAGGAUUAGUAAUUGAAGCUCAAACUGGACAUGGCAUUCUAUCUCAGUUGGCUGGAUACUUGGCUGCUGUUACUGGCUUUUUCCACGGAUAGAACAUGGACCCCAGCGUGGUUCAGUCAGGACGUGUAAUAUCCGAUAGCAGAUUUGUGUACCAUGUUAGGCCUUAUUCUUUUGCCUGUUAUUCUUGUAGAAAGGUUUUGCGCAUUGUAUACCAUUUGAUCAUUUUUUGCAUUGCUACGGACUCUGCCUAACCUUCAAAGAAUUUUGCCCAUACAAAUACAGUAAACUCGUUCCUCUGGAUGAAUUUCUGGUUUAGUUUGCAAAUAAUUUGGUUACUGUUGGAUUUAGCCAUGUUGAAUAAUGAACUUGAACACAUUAACAAAGUCCUCUUUGUAUGAACUUUUAUUUUAUGUUUCUUUCCC